AUGCAGACCGCCGUGGUGGCGGUGGUGGCGCUGCUGCUCCCCCUCUCCGCCUUGCUGCGCUUAGGCUGCUUAGCCACGGCCACGGCCGCCGCCGACACCAACCGGACCAGCAGCGGCAACGACACGAGCUGCGCGCCGGCGAGAUGCGGAGGCCUGAACAUCACGUACCCGUUCUCGCUCGCCGGCGUGCAUCCGCUGGAGUGCGGCUACCCGGACCUCGGGCUGACAUGCGACGACGCUGCUGCUGGCAGGGCCUACCUCAGCAGGACGUUCAGGGUGAACCUGUACCGCGUGCUCAGCAUAUCUUACGACAACCGCUCCAUGCUUGUGGCGGUGGAGACCGCCUUCUCCGGUUACGGGGCGUGUAGAAUCCCGGACUUCAACGUGUCCUCUGGCCUCGGCCUCUUCCCGGUCAACGUCAGCGCCACCAACAGGGACGACCUCAACUUCGUCUACAACUGCAAGAUUCCUCGCAACGAGCUGCUGACAGGGCCAUGUGCCAAGCACGCAGUUGGGGCUUACAUCUCCGAGAGGCCGGGCGACGUGGAGAGCAGCCGGCCGCAGUGGGUUCAGGCGAACUGCAGCUCCGCGAGCGUGCCGGUGCGCGGGUUCCAAGAUGGGAUGAACCUGACUCGUGAGUCCGUGUACGAGUCAUUGAUCAGCGAUGGUUUCCUCCUGGACUGGCCGACGCUUGGAGACUGCGAUGCGUGCAAACUGAAAGGAGGGCAGUGCAGGUUCUUCGAGCUUUCCUUCCAAUGCGUCAAUUCGUCGACUUCUUCCCGUGGCGGCACAAAUUGCAGGAGGGACUCUGCGGGACGGGAACGUGGUGGCGGUGAAGCGGCUGUACAAGAACAGCUACAAGAGCGUGCAGCAGUUCCAGAACGAGGUGGAGAUCCUGUCGCGGCUGCGCCACCCGAACCUGGUGACGCUCUACGGCUGCACCUCGCCGCGCAGCAGCCGCGACCUGCUCCUCGUCUACGAACGGCGAGCGCGCUGGAGUACCUCCACGGCGUGGAGCCGCACCAGGUGGUGCACCGCGACGUGAAGACCAACAACAUCCUCCUGGACGAGGCGUUCCACGUGAAGGUGGCCGACUUCGGGCUGUCCCGGCUGUUCCCGGCGCACGCCACGCACGUGUCCACGGCGCCGCAGGGCACGCCCGGGUACGUCGACCCCAUGUACCACCAGUGCUACCAGCUCACCGACAAGAGCGACGUGUACAGCUUCGGCGUCGUGCUGGUGGAGCUCAUCUCCUCCAGGCCCGCCGUGGACAUGAGCCGCGCCCGCGCCGGCGGCGGCGGCGACGUCAACCUGGCCAGCAUGGCCGUGCACAUGAUCCAGUGCGACGAGAUCGACCGCCUCGUGGACCCACGGAUCGGGUACCGGACGGACGGCGGGACGAAGCGCGCCGUGGACCUCGUCGCCGAGAUGGCGUUCCGGUGCCUGCAGCCGGAGCAGGACGUCAGGCCGCCCAUCGGUGAGGUGCUGGACGCGCUGAGAGAGGCGCAGAGGGUGGAGCAGGAUGGAUGCGCCGUCAAGGCCAAGGAUGACAUGGGGUUGCUGAAGAAGAGCAGGGACGGCUCGCCGGACUCCGUCAUGUAUCAGUGGACCAGCCCAUCCACCACUACCCAUAACAGCAGUUGA
Molecule: messenger RNA, 1644 nt
Organism: Miscanthus lutarioriparius
Lineage: Eukaryota; Viridiplantae; Streptophyta; Magnoliopsida; Poales; Poaceae
Source: the annotation of a GenBank genome assembly